UUCCAGCUAGUUACUGCAAAGUCCACCAUCCCCUCUAUUAAUUGCGUUCAUAAUCAACACUUCGAUUUCAUUAAACAAAACAUAUAACAACGUGCUCCUCCAUAACCUACGUUUCUAGAGAUCCUACAAACGCUCUCACUCACUCUUCCUCUUCACUUCCCCAUCUCCUGAAACUCUGUUUAUUACCAUUUUUAUUACAUUAACGACUCAUCAAAACGACAAUGUCAACGCAUCUCUCCAAGACUGACUCAGAAGUAAGCAGCUUAACUCACUCAUCUCCGACAAGAUCAUCAUCAACGCCUCGCCGCCCUGUAUACUACGUGCAAAGCCCAUCUAGAGACUCUCAUGACGGCGAGAAAACGACAAACUCAUUCCACUCUACUCCUGUGCUCAGUCCGGCCGGCUCCCCUCCACAUUCCCAUUCCAACUCUUCUUUGGGGCCACACUCUCGCGAAUCUUCUUCUACACGAUUCUCUGGGUCUCUCAAACCCCACCGCAAAACCAGCGAACGGAAAGUCAGCCGGAAGCCAUGGAAGGCGUUUGACGCCAUUGAAGAAGAAGGUCUUCUCGAUGGAGAUAUUGGUCCACAUGGAAUGCGUCGUCGUUGUUAUUUUCUCGCUUUUGUUUUGGGAUUUUUUAUACUUUUCUCUUUGUUUUCGUUAAUUAUUUGGGGUGCAAGUCGUCCUCAAAAACCCACCGUCACCAUGAAGACUAUUGUUUUUGAUCAAUUUAUAGUACAAGCGGGUGCGGAUUUCUCAGGAGUGGCAACAGAAAUGGUGUCUAUGAACUGCUCCGUGAAGCUUACAUUUCGUAAUACGGCAACGUUUUUUGGAGUUCAUGUAACUGCAACACCUUUGGAUCUAUCUUAUUCUCAACUCACUUUAGCUACUGGAACUAUGAGAAAAUUCUAUCAAUCAAGAAAGAGUCAAAGAUCAGUAACAGUGAUGGUAAAGGGGAAUAAAAUCCCGUUAUAUGGUGGGGGAGCUAACCUGGGAAGUUUGAAUGGUGCACCAACUCAACCAGUACCAUUGACACUCAAUUUCACGGUUCGAUCAAGAGCUUAUGUUUUAGGUAAGUUGGUUAAACCCAAAUUCCAUAAGAGGGUUGAAUGCUUGGUGGUCAUAGACCCUAAAAAAAUGAAUGUCCCAAUUUCACUUAAGAACAAGUGCAAUUAUCAGUAAACGCCAAUUAUUUAAAAGUAAUUAUUUAUUUAAUGAGAAGGAAACAAAAGGGAUGUGUUCUUUUUUUUUUUUUUUUU
Molecule: messenger RNA, 1258 nt
Organism: Jatropha curcas
Lineage: Eukaryota; Viridiplantae; Streptophyta; Magnoliopsida; Malpighiales; Euphorbiaceae
Source: RefSeq, a predicted model, not a curated record